GACGCGUCAUCACAACAAUAUUUUGUUGUUGGGAUAUAUAUAUAUCUUUCUUUUUCUCACAAAUAUAUAAUAGACUUCACUCCCUUUCAGCGGGUGCGACACUAAAGUAUACUAACUUUCUAGUAUCGAUGAUGGCGUUCGGCGACGGUAUCCAGAAAUCCUUUUUUUUUUUUUCCCCUUUUCUACUUUACAAAAACGUUCCUCUUCCUCUAUGUUCUCUCACAUUUUAAUGCUCCUCUCUCACUUAAAAGUCUUGUAACCGGAAAAGGGAGAACAAUUCUACCAAGCUCCUUCAGUCAAGGGAGAUAACUGCAGAUUGACCGUCGAAGUCUUCAGAAAAGAAGGUAAGUGGAAAAUAAUGACCUUUGACAUAUUAUUAAUUAAACAGCAAAGAAAGGGAUCAUUGCUGGAGUUAAUUUAGUGCAACUGAAUAUCGCUUUUGUUAAAAAGGGAUGAUCCAGUGACAGAAGUUCCAGUGGAAUGUCGGUAUAGAUAGGUCCAAUCAUUUGGUAGAUAGAUUCAGUUCGUACACUAGUAGAGACGAGAACAACAGAGUGCAGAUUAGGUAGAUGCAUCAUGUAGAUUAAAUACCGAAAUCUAAAUCGAAACACGUCCGCAACACAGAAGCAAAAUAAAUGAGAGUUCUUUCCAUCUUUCUUCACAAGUCAUUAAGCGGUGUCUAGACCUCGAGGAUGUUCCUUUACCCCCUGGAGCCGUUAGUAUGAAGCAGUGGAAAAGAUCCUGGGGAAAAGUAACAAAGCUGUAUCCCCUGGAAAUAGAUCUCAGGCUAUUCUUUUUAUUCGGCCCAUGCAGUCGAUAGUGCAGCCAUGGUGACAACAUUAACAAACUGACCUGUACUUUUAUGUCUAAGCUUCUGUGAACAGUGAGUGUGUAUGUGUGUUCGAUUGUGCGUCUAUACAGUUGUAACCGAGUGGUGGCGGUGUGACGUAAACUUCCUCCCGCACAUCAGAAUUAGGACUAGCGUCAGCAAAAUACUAGUCUUUGACAUCAUGACAACUAUGACGUCUGUCGUCUCGUCUGCUAAUGGCCGCAAUACUACCGACCCUUUACACAAAGUGGCGUUUAUAUCUUCUACCAAUGAUCUGCCCUCAUUUGCAAGAAGCCAAGGUGAUGAACGGCGCCCGCGGAAAGCGGUCCAUUGUGUUUGAGAUCUUCCACGAGAAUAAGUAGAGGUCGGGCAUUUCAACAGGUAUGGCGGAUGCUAGCAUAAAAUUGACUCAAAAAACUAUGUCGUUUUCGAAAAUACAUAAACGUUUUAAGUGUGUGCACUUCACACGACGUGUUCAUAUUAUAUUGUGCAUUUGGCGUGAUCGCCUGUUGCGUCCUGCUUGCUACCCUUGGACCGCGGCUUACAGCCUUUCGUGCAGGUCUACAGCGUGUUUGGAAUACUUCUUUUACACGAGCCACUCGUCCUCGUGUAGAAGAUCUGACGACAACCACUCAAUACCUGUCUGGCUUUAAGUCGCCCUACAUCAAAGAAGAACCUAUACACCACGCCGGUUACGAGUUUGCUGCUGUGGCCCAAGCGAUCCCCAAAUCUGGCGGCAAAGACACGAGUGAAGUCACGAAACUUGUGAUGAUGGUCGAUGUGCCCCCUUCUGAGAGGGUCGAGUAGGGAAUUCUUUGGCGCGUGUCCUGUGUCCGCCUGUGCGCUGUCCUUCGUCCGCUCCAACGACAACUUGACUGCCGACGCCGUAGUGUUCCACGACUUGCCGGAGAAACUGGCUGUUCCUCAACGGACCUCGCCCACACAGGUCUACGUCUUCAUGCACAUGGAGUCGCCUGUUCACGUCUCAGAUCGUUACAAAUCUACGCUUUGGAACGCAGCAUUCAACUGGACGUGGUCAUACAGAGUGGAUGCUGACAUUUUUUGUCCAGUCGCUUAUCUAAAGCGUGCUAGAGAGGUGCCAACGCGAGCCUUUCUGCUCAGUUUAAGGAGGAAUAAAACCAAGGCCGUAGCCUGGUUCUCCAGCCACUGUAAUGUUCAAAGUCGACGUGACGAGUACGUGGCCCGACUACGUCGGGUGAUCCCCGUCGACAUCUACGGACGGUGCGGAUCCUUGCAAUGCACAGGACCUACGUGUGAGCAGAUGCUGUCUACCGACUACAUGUUCUACCUGUCGUACGAAAACUCCUUUUGUCAGGACUACGUGACGGAGAAGUUUUUUCGGGUGUUUAAAGAGAAUGUGUACGUCGUUCCGGUUGUUCGUGGAGGCGCUGACUACGACAAGUACUUCAUGCGAGGUGUGUACGUCGACUCGGAGUGGUUUGAAAGUCCGGAAGACUUGGGGCGCCACCUGCUGGAGCUGAUGGAGGACGAAGAGACGUACGUGGACAUGCUGUGGCGCAGGGCGCAUUUCCUGUACCACGAGCACGGCAUAGUGGACGCCAAGUGCCAGUUGUGCCACCGACUCCACAACGUCCACAGGUUUGCCAAGACGUACCCAGACCUUUACGAGUGGAAUCACCACAACAGAUGUCGGCCACCGAGUCCCUUGAAACUUAAAAAAUCCAACAAACAAAAAAACUCAACAGCACUUGUCGGGAAAGUACAGAAAAUAAAAUAACCCCACUUAUUCUGACCAUAAAGAUAUAUUAUGGAAA
Pomacea canaliculata is the source of this 2625-nucleotide messenger RNA. Its product is annotated as alpha-(1,3)-fucosyltransferase C-like. Lineage: Eukaryota; Metazoa; Mollusca; Gastropoda; Architaenioglossa; Ampullariidae. Gene Ontology annotation, cellular component: membrane. Gene Ontology annotation, molecular function: alpha-(1->3)-fucosyltransferase activity. The transcript has 3 exons. The coding region runs from base 1608 to 2588 and encodes 326 amino acids. The record is from RefSeq and is a predicted model, not a curated record.